UAUACUAGUACAAGAAAAGAACCCUAGCCAUCCGAAUUUGAGGCUCGAACCUCCCCUUCUCUAACCUUUUCUAGUUUUCUAUUUUCCCAACUGGUCUGGGAGAGAGAAAAAAACCCUAAUCCUCGAUUACAAUUUUACAUCUCUCCGUUUCAGUUUUCUGUCCACAAAAUUUCGGAUUUCCAGCAUCAACUUACCUUUUCCGAAUUUGUGGAGCAGAUUAUAAGACUGAGCUAAACGAAAAUUUAACGAUUGCGGGCAAAUUUACUUUUUCUCGACGAAGACAGGAAACUUCGAUCUUUUAAGUGAAAAGUUGGGGAAAAUGGCAAAUGUGGAAGCAGCUUCUGCAGCUGCUGGUCCGAGAUAUGCACCAGAUGAUCCAACCAUUCCGAAGCCUUGGAAAGUUUUGAUUGACGGGAGUACAGGCCUUACAUAUUACUGGAAUCCGGAGACAAACAUCACGCAGUAUGAAAAGCCAGCUGGUGCGACUGCACCAGUGCCGUCUGGUGCUCCACAUGGGGAUACUGCUUCUCAGCCCACCGUGCAGCAUGGACAAACUGCUGAUGCUUCACAGUAUCAACAACAAUACAUGAAUCAGUUAUCUCAGCAGCAAGGACAGUUUCAGGGUCUUUCUCAGCAGCAAGGACAGUUUCAGGAUCCUCUAAAUGGACAAAUGGCUCAGCAGCAGCCUGCACAAAUCCCUCCAGCCGGGCAGCAGCAAUAUGCACAUUUAGGGCAAGGAUUGCCUCAAAGGGGACCGCAUAUUGGACAAGCACCGAUGCAACAGGGACAGGCAACGCAGCAGCAGCAUUAUGGGCAGCAAAUGACGCAGCAAUCUGGCCAACAGUUGUUGGCACAGCAAGGGUCGCAGACGGUGCAACAUCCAAUUCAGCAUAGUUCUCAUCAAUUAGGGCAACAAACACCCCUGCACCCGGGCCCAACAGUGGGACAAGGGAAUCAUUUUAUACCUCAGCAAAUCAAUUAUGCUGCUUACCAGCAACCACCCAUGCUCCCACAGGGGCAGCAAAAUGCUCAACCUCAUCCUCAGCUCAUGACUCAAGGACCCCAAUUCUCAUUUCAACAAGAUAAUAGAAACGCCGUAUCCCAGCAGCAAGAUGAUUCUGAUUUUUCCAAGGUUAAGCAAACAGGGGGUUCGAUGUCUCUGGUUGAGCCAAGUGGCCGUGCAGCUGGUCAGGGCCCACCAUCUAUGAAUAUUCCCAAUCAUGGAUUGCAGGCUAGUCCCCUCUCUGGUCAAUCACAACCUUUUGCUUCCUCAGUCCACAUGCAUCAACCUCCAUCAAAUGUUAAACCCCAAGAGAGUCGAAACGAGAUUGUCAACCCACAAGCUUCCGCUUACCAAAAUCAAAUGGGCCAAUCCAUGAUGAAUAAUCAGCAGCAUGGCCCGUCUCCUGGUGGACGAACUAUGGGUUAUGAUGAAAACCAGCAACUUCGUUCUGGGCAAGGAUAUCACUUCAACGCUAACAAGGAAGCACCGAUGAUGGCUCCUCAUCACCCUAAUCUUGCUGCACUGCCAAUGGGGAGAAAUCAGCAGGACUUGAGGAUAGGUGCCUUGCCGCAUCAAAAUAUACCACCUGGCCAUGAUGGUGGUUUAAAUCCGGUAGCUGCACAUGUGAUGCAUAGCACAUAUAAUCAUGCAAAUGUUGAUCUGCCCAUAUCUAACCAACCUUUUAUGAGACCAUCUCCUAUGAUGCCUGGUUCCUCAGAUAUGACUUCUUCAGUUGAAGCUUACCGACUUCAACAUGAAGUGACUGCCACGGGCGAGAAUGUUCCAGCCCCGUUUAUGACUUUUGAAGCCACUGGCUUUCCUGCGGAGAUAUUAAGAGAGAUACAUUCUGCUGGUUUCUCUUCGCCAACGCCAAUCCAAGCACAAACAUGGCCUAUUGCACUACAAAACAAAGAUAUAGUGGCGAUUGCAAAGACGGGUUCAGGAAAAACAUUGGGUUAUUUGAUGCCUGCCUUUAUCCAUUUAAGGCAGCGGCGCAAUAAUUCGCGGCUUGGUCCAACAGUCUUAGUCUUGGCUCCGACUCGUGAACUUGCUACACAAAUUCUAGAUGAGGGCAUAAAAUUUGGACGAUCUUCUAGAAUCUCUUGCACGUGUUUGUAUGGUGGAGCUCCCAAGGGUCCUCAGCUCGAAGAAUUACGCCGUGGAGCUGAUAUUGUUGUGGCGACUCCUGGCCGUCUCAAUGAUAUUCUUGAGACGAGGAAUAUUGAUCUUCGACAAGUUUCACUGCUUGUUCUUGAUGAGGCAGAUCGAAUGCUUGACAUGGGGUUUGAGCCUCAAAUUCGCAAGAUUGUGAAUGAGAUACCUCCUCAAAGGCAAACUCUCAUGUACACGGCAACCUGGCCAAAAGAAGUCCGGAAAAUAGCUGGUGAUUUACUCCGCAGUCCUGUGCAGGUGAACAUUGGAAAUGUUGAUGAACUUGCUGCAAACAAGUCUAUUACACAGUAUGUAGAAGUCGUACCACAAAUGGAGAAGCAACGGCGUGUGGAGCAGAUUCUUAGAUCCCAGGAAAGGGGCUCCAAGAUUAUUAUUUUCUGCUCUACAAAGAAGAUGUGUAAUGAUCUUGCACGUAGCAUUGGCCGGACUUUUCCUGCUGCUGCAAUCCAUGGAGACAAGUCUCAGGGUGAGAGAGACUUUGUGUUGAAUCAAUUCCGCUCUGGGAAGUCACCAAUUUUAGUUGCAACUGACGUUGCAGCUAGAGGCCUUGAUAUAAAGGACAUAAGGGUGGUGAUAAACUUUGAUUUUCCAACUGGCAUUGAAGAUUAUGUUCACCGAAUCGGUAGGACUGGCAGGGCAGGGGCAACAGGAUUAUCUUAUACUUUCCUCUCCGAACAAGAUUGGAAGCAUGCUGCUGAUCUGGUUAAAGUUUUGGAGGGAGCUAACCAGCAAGUCCCUCCACAAGUCAGAGAAAUGGCUCUCCGUGGUGGUCCUGCUUUCGGUAAAGAUCGAAAUGGUAUGAAUAGGUUUGAAUCUGGUCCUGGCCCAGAAUUUGCCAGUGGUGGACGUUGGGAUUCAGGUGGGAGGGGAGGUGGCAUGAGGGAUGGUGGUCGCGGUGGCUUGAGAGAGAGAGAUGGUGGUUUUGGAGGUCGUGGUGGUGGUUUUGGCAGCUUCCGUGGUGGUGGCAUGAGAAAUGAGGGUUUCGGAGGGCGCGGCAUGAGAGAGAGAGAUGAUUAUGGACGUGGGGGUCGAAGUGAUUUCGGUGGUCGCGGAAAUAGGGGAGGACGUGGUGGAUUUGGGGGGCCUGGUGGUGGGUAUGGAGGUCGGUCUAGGGACGAUUAUGGGUCCCAAGAUAGGUUCAACAAUAGAGAUGGGGGAUUUGGACGUGGCCGUGGUAGGGGUCGGUUUGAUAACAGGCGAGAUGUGACACCGAGGAGUAGAGGAAGGAGUCGCAGUUCUAGUCCAGAGAAGGUUCGUACAUGGGGUGGUUAUAGCAGGAGUGUGAGCCGUAGUCGUUCUCGGAGCAGAAGCCGAAGCAGGAGCCGCAGCCGAAGUCCCCGUCGCAGUUAUAGCCGUAGCCGGAGUUACAGCCGUAGCCGAAGCCGCGGCCGUAGCCGGAGCCGCAGUUUUGACGGGUAUGAGUUGCCUGCUAGACGAGAACGUCGUCCGUCUGGAUUUGAUAAGCUUCCUGCCCCAGAGAGUCUUGAACAGAGGGAUGUGGCAGCUAGUUUAGUUGGCCCUCCCGCAGAAUCACAAAUGACUAAUAACCAUUCUUUGCCUGUUUGUGAUGCUGGGGCAAAGCUACAGGCAAAAGAUGAGCCUACUGUACUUCCUGGUGUGGCCAAUUUAUCUGAUCCAUCAGGAGGUGGACUAUAGGGGAUUUUGUAUCUAUCCUCCGAAAACAGCACAUUGACGGCAGCCGUAUGAAUUUAUGAAAACAAAGAUGGGAGAGGAAGGAAAGCACCUGAUGAUGCAAUUUUCACGGCUCUUUCACCUUCAUCUUGUUGAAGGUUAUCUUGGUGGAACUUUAGUUAUAUUAGGAUAUAUGCACAAUGAUUUAUUUUGAAGAGCAGCCUGGUGUUUUGCAUCUUGUAUCGGCUGUUUUUUAGCUAAAAUUAUGCUGAAGACUCCGAGCAGUUUCUAGUGGUUGGGGAUAUAUUUUUGUUAACGCUCAUUAUGUAUUUUCUUAGCGGAUUAUACUCUUUAUUUUUGCCCUUGGUAUUUGAAAGUCGAUCAUUUUAGAGCUA
Messenger RNA from Beta vulgaris subsp. vulgaris (sugar beet), 4203 nucleotides. RefSeq names its product DEAD-box ATP-dependent RNA helicase 14. Lineage: Eukaryota; Viridiplantae; Streptophyta; Magnoliopsida; Caryophyllales; Amaranthaceae. Gene Ontology annotation, molecular function: RNA helicase activity; RNA binding; ATP binding. Gene Ontology annotation, cellular component: ribonucleoprotein complex; nucleus; cytoplasm. The record is from RefSeq and is a predicted model, not a curated record. The transcript is spliced from 8 exons. The coding region runs from base 320 to 3832 and encodes 1170 amino acids.